AACUUCCCAUCACUAUUAGACGUCAGCGCUGAGUUGAGUUUUCCCUCUGUGACUCUUGGAUGUGUGUAAGAUGGCCGGGUUUAAGGAUCUUAAAGAGUUAUUCAGUCGACGGCUGCUCGCUGCGGUUAUCAGAGAUAUAACAGAAGAAAGAACAACAAGUGGAUACGAAGAGGAGCUCCACCGACAAAGAAAACUGCUGGAUGUGAUUUUAACUCCUGAAAUCAAGCUACAGAGAACAGACGUCCAGGUGGUGAGUAAAGAAGAGCAGCAGGAGUGGAGCCCCAGUCUGGACCAGGAGGACACUAAGCCCCAACACAUUAAAGAAGAACAUGAGGAACUGUGGAUCAGUCAGGAGGAAGAACAGCUUCAAGGACCGGAGGAGGCUGAUACCACCAAGUUCCCCUUCACUCCUGUCUCUGUGAAGAGUGAAGAUGAUGAAGAGAAACCUCAGUCCUCACAGCUUCAUCAGAGACAAACUGAACAGAUGGAAACAGGAGUUGAUGGAGAGGACUGUGGAGGAGCAGAACCAGAGAGAGACUCAGAUCCAGAGAGACGUUUACAACCAGAGACUGAAGACUCUGGUGAACCUGAGACUGAUGACAGUGAUGAUUGGAAGGAGACAAGAGAAGAUCAGUCAGCUUUAAAACAUGUGGAAAAAAUGAAAAAUAAACCAGCAGAAACUGAUAAGAACCCUCACAGCUGCUCUGACUGUGGUAAAAAAUUCAGUAGCAAGUCGUUUCUGAGCAGACACAAGAUGAUACACAUAGAAGAGAGAGCCUUCAGCUGCUCCGAGUGUGGCAAAACAUUCACGAAAAAAUGGCGAGUGAACAAACACAUGAAAAUUCAUACAGGAGGAAAACGUGUGAGCUGCUCAGAGUGCGGUAAACGUUUUAGAAACCAGAAAUAUCUAAAAAUUCACAUGAAAGUUCACACAGGAGAUCCAAUAUUAAGCUGCUCUGAAUGUGGUAAACGAUUUUCCCAAAAUGGGCAUCUGAUCCAACACAUGAGAAUGCACACAGGAGAGAGACCCUUUAGCUGCUCUCAGUGCGGUAAAAAAUUUAGACAAAAGUGCACUCUGACAAAUCACAUGAUCCUGCACACAAGCGAGAAACCCUUUAGCUGCUCUCAGUGCGGUAAAAAAUUUAGACACAAGUGCAGUCUGACAAAACACAUGAUCCUGCACACAGGAGAGAAACCCUUCAGCUGCAGGCUUUGUGAAAAAAGGUUCACUUGGCCAUGCCAGGUAAAAUAUCAUAACUGUCUUGGUGUUCAGGCUUCAGAGCUCCGUGGAAAUCAAAGAGAGGCAGACAGAGGAGCUAUUGGAGAGGCCUGUGGAGGAGCAGAACCAGAGAGGGACUCAGAGAGACAUUUAGGACCCAAGACUGAAGACUCUUCUGGAGCUGAGACUGAAGACAGUGAUGAUGACUGGAGGGAGACUGGAGAACUUCCGUCAGUGAUAUGAAGUGUACCACUGGUGAGAAACCACUGCUCUGAGUGUGCUGAUACAUUCAGUUAGCGCCCCAAGAGACUCAAAAACUCACACGAGAGAGAAACCAUAUAGUUGUUAUUUUUUGAACGCUCUUCAUCCCAGAUCUCUUGCCAGGCAGACAUGAUUGUUUUACCUCCCUGAUUGAAUCUCUCAUGUGGGCUGGUUUAGCCCUCUCCCCCUGUGAGCCACUGAUACUCAUGAACCUGAUGACUGUUUGUGAUUUCUGGCAUCUAAAGUGUGAAUCCUGUGUUUCAUGAAUUCAAUCUAAUCAGCAUUGUGAUGACUUAGACUGUAAUGAUACCAAUGAAGAUCAUGACUGAAUCUUUUAUAUUGCAAUAAAAAAUAUAUUUCUUUUUUCCAGCUCUCUUUUACUGAUUUCCGUGAACUCUGACAUCCUGUACUAUAAGGUGCUUUUUAUUUAUUCAUAAAAUGUUUAAAUAAACUUUUUUUAAAUCUGA
Molecule: messenger RNA, 1947 nt
Organism: Labrus mixtus (cuckoo wrasse)
Lineage: Eukaryota; Metazoa; Chordata; Actinopteri; Labriformes; Labridae
Product: zinc finger protein OZF-like
Exons: 3
Coding region: 71-1462 (463 amino acids)
Biological process (GO): regulation of transcription by RNA polymerase II
Molecular function (GO): RNA polymerase II cis-regulatory region sequence-specific DNA binding; DNA-binding transcription factor activity
Source: RefSeq, a predicted model, not a curated record